GGGGCUCGUUGCGGAAACCCGACAGGCCAUCCGGGACUCCCCUCGGGGGGUCUUUAACUGGUAUUUGUUGAUGAACAUUGCCAUCUUUGCGCUCUCCGGAAUCAGUAGGGGGUUUGAUGAAGCGAAUAUCGCAUCGUUGGUCGUGCAAUCUCGGUUUCGGAUCAAAUUCGGGCUCGGCCAGCAAUCCCCCGACGAAUAUGCCAAUACCAAAGGUUGGAUUGUGUCCAUGUUCACGGCUGGAAUGACCUUGGGCUGUCUGCUAUGUUUACCUUUCAAUGAUCGAAUUGGGCGGCGGUGGACGAUGCGGCUAUCGACCCUAGUAUAUGUCUCUGGUGUCUUGGGGCAGGGCCUCUGUAAUGGAAACCUGUCCGGACUGUACGCAUCAAGACUGAUCGCGGGUCUCGGGGUGGGCGGCUUGACCGUGACCCCACCGAUGUAUAUCUCCGAGGUAGCCCCUAAGACCAUCCGCGGGCUCCUUGCAGUUCAAUUUGCCGCAUGCCAGCAACUAGGGGUCGUUUUUGGGUUCUUUAUCAACUAUGGCAUUACCAAAAACUACGAUGGAACAGAUAUGCAGUGGAUGUUCCCAACCUUGAUCCAACUGCUCCCUGCAGCAGUCUGGGGACUGGGACUCCUGAUCUGUGAAGAAUCUCCUCGGUGGCUGCUGUACGUGGGCAGGCGAACUCAGGCAGUAGCGGUACUUGCAAAGCUCCGCCACUUGGCCCCGAGCCACCCAACCGUAGUCGCAGAAAUUGCUGUCAUGGAAUUCCAAAUCCUGCAGGAGAGGGAAGCGGCCACGGGCACCUCACAAUGGGACCUAUUCAAGGAGACGUUUGUCCCGGUGGAGAACCGGCGUCGGUUCUGCCUCGUGAUGCUGGCACAUCUGUUUUCGCAAUGGUCCGGAGGCAAUGCCAUCACGCAAUAUUUGCCGACAAUCUUGGGAUACCUGGGCACGUCCGGGGAUACCUUGUCCCUAACCACGGGCGUCUAUGCCGUGGUCAAGUUCACCACCUUGCUGAUCUUCUCACUUGUAGUGGUGGAUUUUGUAGGCCGACGGCGGUCUCUUAUGGCGGGAAUCACCCUCCAGAUCCUGACGUUGGUGUACCUCGCUUGUUAUCUUGGGAUAUCCCGAGAGAUGUCGACGACGACCAUCCUGCACACGGCCAGCGCGACGCAGGCCUCGAAGGCGGCGAUCGCAGCCAUCUUUGUGCAUGGGGUUGGGUGGGUGAUCGGAUGGUUCUCGAUGCCCUUCCUGAUCGGAUCGGAGAUCUUUCCCAUCCGGAUCCGAUCGCUGGCCUUGUCGAUGGGGAUGGCGGGGCACUGGCUGUUCGCGUUUGGGUGCACGCGCGCGACGCCCGACUUGCUGGAGGUGAUGGAGGAGUGGGGAGCCUUUGCAUUUUUUGCGUGCAUCUGCCUUGUGUCGCUGGUGUACGUGUUCUUUGCGAUGCCGGACACAACGGGCCGAUCGCUAGAGGCACUGGAUGGACUGUUCCAACGACCGUGGUACACGGUUUAUCAGGUAGCGUAUGCGAAGGAGGAGGACGAGGAAAUCGAGGUGCAAGCGAUACAGGAACGGGGAAAGUCGGAAUUGGCGAUAGAAGCAUAAAGCAAGUGGGCCACCAUCGAUGGGUGAUAAUGGUGGUGCAACUGAUCCCAUCUUUUCUACUUUGUAUGUUGUAUCAUGAACCACGUGGGGGUUGUUGUGAGACUAGUAGAUCAAGAGUAGAACAACACGAAUCAUGGGGAACAAUGCAUAGCCACUCGGGUGUUCUGGUCGGGUAUAGGUUCAAUAAACUCUGGGGAGGGGAAGGACGCAUGCGAUGCGACUGCAACCCCAAGAAAGUAAGACAAGAAAGAAGACCCUGAGGAUAAAGAAAAAGAAGCGAUUGGUGGAGGAAUCCGAGAUACUUUCUGACCAGACCUUAACAGACAGUCACUUCAGGAAGGCCAGCCGAGCAGUGCGACCAACGGCUUUCCAUUCAUUGGCCUGCGGUCGAUUAAGCUUGGCCGGAGGGGGG
Messenger RNA from Aspergillus welwitschiae, 2015 nucleotides. Its product is annotated as general substrate transporter. Gene Ontology annotation, cellular component: membrane. The transcript is spliced from 5 exons. The record is from RefSeq and is a predicted model, not a curated record. The coding region runs from base 71 to 1603 and encodes 510 amino acids. Gene Ontology annotation, molecular function: carbohydrate:proton symporter activity. Gene Ontology annotation, biological process: transmembrane transport; carbohydrate transport. NCBI's taxonomy places the organism in Eukaryota, Fungi, Ascomycota, Eurotiomycetes, Eurotiales, Aspergillaceae.